AUGAAUAAUGAAGAAGUUAACGAAGAGUAUCUGAAGUCGCUUUUCAAGGAUGUUCGUUCGCAUUUAGAUGAACAUCUAAAAUCACGCCAGAUAUACGAUGAAGACGCAUAUAUCACGUUCAGAUGUUUCUUAGACGGCAUACAUCACAAGUUUACCAGGUUGCUCGAGGAGCUGCUUCUGAAGCAGGAGAAUGUGUACCGUAAGAAUACUAGUAAUAAUGAACGCAGCGAUGACGCGGUAAUACCACUGCUGCUGAAACUUUUGUGGUUUCAAAUCCACGAACCUACAUUUCAAUGGUUCGAGUGCUGGUUCCACGAUAUCAUCCAACUAGAUAGCCGGAGAAUGUUCAGGUCGUUCAGAAACUUUUUCAAAAAAAUGGUCCGUUUCUUCAAAACUACACAUAAGUAUUACUAUAGCAUCAUCGAAUGCUUAUGCGCGAAAUUUGAUAUGAAUACGGUUGUUCCGCAUGAUAUUUUCGCUAAAUUAAACCUAGUUCAACCGAUGGAAACACCUUCAACUAGCGAAAAAAUAGUAUUGGAUGCCACUAACCCGUUGACUUUUUCCAUUGUGAUUUCGCUUCAGAGAUGUUUAAUUAACCUAGGUUCCGCACAUUUCUACAAAACGCUACUAGACAAACCGUCCAGCAAACUCAAGAGCGUCGAAGAUUUUGAAAAGUCUAUUAGGUACCUGAACAUUGCCUCACUUUGUCUGCCAUCUGUCGGGGAUACUUAUUUGCAAUUAGCCAAGAUUUACUUGACUACCGAAAAAUAUUCACUAUACUUUUUCGAAUUAGCAAGAGGCUCACUAGUAAGAAUUCCGUCCAAGCAUGCGUUGAAUACUUUGAGAAACCUCAUUUUGACGCCCAAUUUCUUGGAAAGAAAGCUAUUGAUGAAGAAAUUAAAGAUGUAUACUCGAAAAAACCGUAAAAGUAAACGGCUAUUGUUCGAAAAUAGUGUUGUUUUACAGUUUCUAGCUAUAUUGGAGCAUACCAUGAACCCAUAUUUAUCGAAUCCGUCAAAUGCCCCUAACUAUUGCCUGAAAAGAGAAUAUCUACAAGCUGCUGCAUUGGAAUAUCAUGCAGAACACGUUAGUGUGAUACUCAAGAGUUUGGCCGCAAUGAUGGGAAGUUUUGAUCUUAUGUUUACAGGUGAAAAAGGCAAGGGACAAAGGAGUAAGUUAAAGUACGUAGAUUUGAAUAAGCGUCAAGUCUCGUUCUUGAAUUUGAGCUUCGAUUUUAUCGCCAAUGUAAUUGACGUAGUGAUUAAACCCUCGUGGCAAAAAAAUACGGAAGACUUCCGAUAUCUAGCGAUCAUACGUUUGCUUGUAUGUUGGAUUAAGUCAUAUAGAUCCAUUCUGCAAUAUGCCCAUCGACAUAAAGAGUUCUGUUCUUCAAUGGCUUUAUUGCUAAACGAUUUGAUAAAUAAUCCAUCGAAUUGUCCAAGGCAUUUGUCUAAUCACAGACCGCAAAGAAGUUACUAUUUUGAAGAGGACAUUAUGUUUAGAGAAUUUUCUUGCAUUAAUUUUGCAUUGACAGAUUUUAAUGAUGGUCUCGUGUAUAAUUCUCCAAACAUGAUAAAUAACAUAAUUGGGUGCCCCUCAGCGAAUGAGAGACUUUCUUCCAGAGAAGAAUGUAUUCUGCGGAUUAAAUCGAUCAUAUUUUCUGGUGUAAAAUUCUUGGAAAAAAAUGAUGCCGGUAUUACAUGGAAUGCCAGUACAUUCAAAUUCGAGUUAGCAGGCUCAGGAACCAAGGAUAGACACCAGAUGACAUUAUCCGAAAUUUCACUCAAAAUAAACAUAAAACCGCAGCAAGUGCGAGCGGUUUCGCCAAAAAAGGUGGAGCGUAAGACGGAUAAAUCGUUGCACAAGAGGGCUAAGAUAAUAUCUGUGACACAAUUAGAAGCACAGUUUGCAAAUGUUCGUAGAGAAAGGAAAUCAUCACCCGAAAAAAAAAAAAAGAAUGCUUUCCUAUAG
Saccharomyces kudriavzevii IFO 1802 is the source of this 1971-nucleotide messenger RNA. RefSeq names its product Est1p (gene EST1). The transcript has a single exon. Gene Ontology annotation, molecular function: telomerase RNA binding; telomeric repeat DNA binding; protein binding. Gene Ontology annotation, biological process: nuclear-transcribed mRNA catabolic process, nonsense-mediated decay. The record is from RefSeq and is a predicted model, not a curated record. The coding region runs from base 1 to 1971 and encodes 656 amino acids. Gene Ontology annotation, cellular component: telomerase holoenzyme complex. Lineage: Eukaryota; Fungi; Ascomycota; Saccharomycetes; Saccharomycetales; Saccharomycetaceae.